Molecule: messenger RNA, 2686 nt
Organism: Fusarium odoratissimum NRRL 54006
Lineage: Eukaryota; Fungi; Ascomycota; Sordariomycetes; Hypocreales; Nectriaceae
Exons: 3
Coding region: 355-2211 (618 amino acids)
Cellular component (GO): lipid droplet
Source: RefSeq, a predicted model, not a curated record
UAGGCACCUAAUGUAACCGCUGUAAGCCAGACCCAAACUCAACUCCACCACGAUCUAUCAUCACCAUUCAUUCUUUCGUUCUCCUUGGAAUCUUUCAUCCCAUUGCAACAUUUGCUGGCUUCUCAUUUCUGCCUCGGCUACUCUAUUACAGCCCCGUCCAAGCCGUAACAAUCUCUGGCUCGACUUUCGAAACUCGCUUCAAUUCGCCUGUCACUUGCUUGCUUGCUUGCUGGCUCGCCUAUCUCCUCUCUUGGCUCUGUUCUCCCCUCUUAAACUCAAUUUAAGCGCAGUCUGCCUGCGCCUUUGCAAGCACCCAGCCGGCAUAUGAUGCGCGCAUCCCGAUAAUCAAUCGCCAUGGCUUCCUCCCGCCGAGGACAACCGUCUCUUUCCGUCCGCAUGCCUUCGAACCAACCUCUCGAUCGUCCUCCUAUCGAUGCUCUCUUCCUCAUCCACUUCGACGUCAAGGCCGGAUAUACAAUUCUCUGGAAACAAAAUGCUCCUGGUAUCGACCUCGAAGGUCUUGUCGAAUACAAAUCUCUUCCUUCCGGGUUACACACAGUCUCCGAAGAUCUCAUCUACUUCGUUCACGACAGCGCCCAUGCCGGACUCAGUGCCUUUGUUAACAUGCCCUGCGAUGAGGAGGAGGCACGAAACGCGAGAAUGUUUGCCGUCGGAGUUCUAGUUCCCCUGAGCUAUGGUCGUUUGGGGCGCGCUUGGAGGCAUGCUGAAGGACUGAAGGAGAUGGCUGCGAAACUGGCCGAGGAUCGCAAAAACACAAGCAUACUCGAGGAAUAUUGGCUUGCCAAUCGCGAAAAGUCUGGAAAUGGCAAUCGUCGACUCUCAGGAGAGACACCCGUGAGCUCUCCGUCUCUCAACUCAUCACCUUUCCCCCGCAAAACCCACAGCCGCAACCGAUCAGCUUCCGACGGUGCCUCUCUAAUACCGCCUGGCAACAAGCUCUCACCAUAUCACCCUGCCUGGAGUUUGACUAGCCUUCUGGACAAGUUUGGUCCGCUCAUCUUUCCUAUACAUCGCGCUGCUUUACUGCGGAAGCGUAUUCUAAUAUCAUGUCAUGCACCAGUCCAUGAAGUUUGUGAUUUUGUAUACAACCUCUCUGUUCUUUCCAAUAUUCCUCUAUCUGUCACAGAUAUACUUCCAGGAUCAGCUUCAACGCAGCGUCUAAGACCGCUUUUCUCUAUUGGUGUUCAUGAUAUACCUUUCCUCAUGGACGACUUUGAGGCCUCUAAGAGGCCCCGCAAUGAUGAAGAUGUGAUAGAUGACGAAUCAGGCUCUGGUUGGAUUGCGUGCACCACCGACAGCAUUCUCGCUAUGAAGGACACACUAUGGGAUAUGCUCGUCACUUUGCCUCCCGACUACUCCUCUAAUGCUACAGAGCGAGUCUGGCCCGUGGUCGAAUGCCCUCGCGGACAGCCUAUCAAGGCGACCCAGCGAGAUCUUCGUCGUUUUACCACUCUAAAGAACGGCCUUGCCCGUCUUGCAGCUGCGAGCCAGGUCCCUAGCGCGGUCCCAGAGUCUCCUGAAGAGGAGCGCUCUGCGCGUAGAUUUUCUACCCAGUCGAGUCAUAUAGUUCGUGACCCACGAGACGACGCAGUGGAAAAGGUCGUCGAACCCCUGACAUGGGCAGCUUUUGCCUACAAUGGUUACAUGUGGUGGGCCAGCGCUGGUGAACAAUUGCGUCAGGAACAGCAAGACGAGGCAGCUCAUGAUGCUUCCCUGCUCGCCGAUUUUGGACCCUCUAUGACUAUGCCACGACCAGGUUCUCGCUCUGGACAAUUAUCAGACUCACUUGGGUCUCUCAAUGCCAGCAAUCGUGCCCCUGAUGGUUCUGGCGAAGCCCGGUUUGAGCUUGCUAUCAUCGCUUAUUUCCACCGUCUCACCACACAAAUACUAUCAGUGUUAGCUGAUCUAGCUGACAGCCAAGACGAGCCAUAUACUGACCAUGAUGAUGAUGACGAGGGCCUGUCGCAAGCUUCGGGCGAAAGAGCACCACUUCGCCCAUCAGACUCUGACCUCGAACCUGACGAUGCCGAUGCUAUCCGCGUAGAUAGCCACGCUGUGGAAAACAUGGGCCUCGACGUCUGGAGUGAUACCGAUGCCUUGUUCAUCCGUGAAUUGUCGAUCCUGUACUUUGGUCGUCCCGCUCAUAUUGAGGGCAAGGGUGUCGAAGUCUGUGGUGUAAGAGUAUGUUAAGAAGCGACCUCACUGUUCCAAAGAUAUGCACAAGCAAGACGAAAGCUGGUCCUACGUCUUUGGAACCUUAUACUACGUAUAGUCUAUAUCCCGAAAGGUCCUGAGAGAAUCUGGAAGAAGCGAUACAAUAGGCGUGCAUAAUGUAUGGAAACAAGAACGUUGCCUCACGGGCACUGUUUCAAAGGGGAAAGAGAAUGUUAAUUCAGGCGCUUGUUAUAUUAUAUGAUGGUUGGUCCAAUACGGGCUUUUUGCUCACUGGAGGCUGAGAUGGAAACUGGAAAAGGUGUCUUGGUGCUUGAACGAAACAAGCCGGCUGUGGAAAUAAUUCGAAGUUGAAUGAGAAUAAGCACAACAAGAAAGAGUUAUAUACUGAGUGUGUGCCUUAAAGAAACCCCUAAACUCCCAACUUGUUUCUAGAUAGAGAAACAAAUGCCCAAGCUUUAAAGUGUUUGUCAUCUUCCUCCAGACUCCCUCC